Thalassophryne amazonica is the source of this 763-nucleotide messenger RNA. RefSeq names its product ribosomal protein L10a (gene rpl10a). NCBI's taxonomy places the organism in Eukaryota, Metazoa, Chordata, Actinopteri, Batrachoidiformes, Batrachoididae. Gene Ontology annotation, cellular component: large ribosomal subunit. Gene Ontology annotation, biological process: translation. The transcript has 6 exons. The coding region runs from base 81 to 731 and encodes 216 amino acids. Gene Ontology annotation, molecular function: structural constituent of ribosome; RNA binding. The record is from RefSeq and is a predicted model, not a curated record.
UGCUCGUAGUAUUUAUAUGACGUAAUUUCCUGUAGUUCUUCCUUUUCAGCGAGCAAAAGGGGAGAAACGACACCGCAGAAAUGAGUAAGGUUUCAAGGGACACGCUGUAUGAAGCUGUGAAGGAGGUCCUGCAAGGCUCUGUUGCCAAGCCAAGGAAGUUUGUGGAGACCGUGGAGCUGCAGAUCAGCCUGAAAAACUAUGAUCCCCAGAAGGACAAACGUUUCUCCGGCACUGUCAGGCUGAAGACUCUCCCCAGGCCAAAGUUCUCAGUGUGCAUCCUGGGAGACCAGCAGCACUGUGAUGAGGCCAAAGCCGCAGACCUGCCACACAUGGACAUUGAAGCUCUUAAGAAGCUCAACAAGAACAAGAAGCUUGUUAAGAAACUUGCUAAGAAGUAUGAUGCCUUCCUGGCUUCAGAGUCUCUCAUCAAGCAGAUUCCACGUAUCCUGGGACCAGGGCUCAACAAGGCUGGCAAGUUCCCCUCUCUGCUCACCCACAAUGAGAACCUGAUCACCAAGGUGGAUGAGGUCAAAUCCACCAUCAAAUUCCAGAUGAAGAAGGUGCUCUGUCUGGCUGUGGCUGUUGGACAUGUGAAAAUGACAGAGGAUGAGCUGGUCUACAACAUCCACCUGGCUAUUAACUUCCUGGUGUCGCUGCUGAAAAAGAACUGGCAGAACGUGCGUGCCCUCUACAUCAAGAGCACCAUGGGCAAACCCCAGCGCCUCUAUUAAAUUGCAGCUUUUCUAAUAAAAUACAGGAGUUG